Messenger RNA from Ceratina calcarata, 3916 nucleotides. RefSeq names its product nucleolar protein 4-like. The transcript is spliced from 9 exons. The record is from RefSeq and is a predicted model, not a curated record. The coding region runs from base 977 to 2563 and encodes 528 amino acids. NCBI's taxonomy places the organism in Eukaryota, Metazoa, Arthropoda, Insecta, Hymenoptera, Apidae.
GCUCGUGAUGCGAGGAAGUUCUAUGAUUUCGUCUAGGAGCGCCGCGCUCUCUCACUGCAUCAGGAACGCGCUUCUUUCCACGCGUCAUUAUCCAUCCGCGUGCAGUAGUAGACCACGGUAUCGACUCUUUUGAGAAAGUGGAACCGAAGAUAAGAGCGGUCAGUGCUCGAUCAUCGUAGGUUUCAACGGUCGCAUCGCCCGCGGCGUGCGCGACCACGCGACGCAUACACGAGAAACAACGGAGUACUCGCUCUCGUGCUCGAUUCAUAACAGUUCCGUGCCGCGGCCCGUCUUCGAGGUGUUCACGUGUACGUACGUUCAAGUGUUUCCCAAGACUGUUCGACGUGCCCGUUCGCUCUACGACCGAACGUCGUUGGGACCAGAUGCGUGCACGAUCGACCAGCUGAUCGCGGAUUCUGGCAGUGAGUUGCAUCGGCUCGAUGGACUUUAUAGAGACAGUUCGUCCGUGGAGUAUAGCGUACGUGAGCGGAACGCCGAGCACCGAGACGAGUCGACAGUUUCCGUGCGAGCAAACGGCUUUUGCAGCCGUCCGCACCUGCGGUAGCCGCGGGAAUUUUAUCGCGGUGGUUCCCGGCGCCGAUGCGUGUUGCGCGCGAGCUUAAACUUCGCGGGUACUGUGCGCGGGACAAGGACGGAGCGCACGUUGCGAGUGAGACGGAGACUAGAACCGAGGACUCUGGGAAAGUUUGAGAGACAGUCGAAUUCGAAGCGGCCGCGAGCGAAGUGUACGCGCUGUGGCAUUGUGUCAUCGUUCUACGUGCACCCAACCUCACCGACGAACAAGGACAGUGUACCCGCGUAGAACCAGUGAAAGAUCGUCGAUAUCAGCUUUUGUUUCGCGAGAUUUUGGGGUUGAAAAACUGACGACAACGGCCGGAGAGACAAAUACCAGAGAAGAAAAAAUAGGCGGUCGUCGCUGCGGCACCAGAGGAGGAAAAUCGCGUCUGGACUGAAUAUGUCCGCCAAGCGAAAGGCCACUGCCAUCAUGCAGCAUCACAAGGAAAACAUUUCGACCCCAGAGCCAGCCGACAUUUCCGAGGACGAUCAUUAUUCGAGCGCGCUCAUGAAAGACGCGGAUAAGCUGAAGAUGAUGCUGCUCGCAUGGAAUUAUAAUCUUCAACAGCAGGUUCAGGCCCAGGCCCAGGCACAGGCCCAGGCCGCCAACGCGGCCCUCUCGCCCAAUAACUCCUCGACAACCACGGCCACCACCGUUGGCACACCUGUCACCAGCCAAUCAGCCAUUUCCACGGCAAACAACACCAUUAACAACUCCACACUUACAGACUCGCGAAACGGUUCGUCGGAUCUGGUGGACAUGCCAGCCGGUACGAUUCCAAAUUUGGGCGCGGUGGUCGGAGUCGGCGGCGAGGACAUGGCGUCCUUGUGGGCGUCGUACGCGAUGGGACUGAAGAAGACGCCGCCGCCGACGUUCGCCGCGACGCCCUCGCGCGAUCGCGAGUCCAGCCCGCCCGGCGAGGGGACUGGCAGCGCUCACGACGAGACCAGCAGCAGCGGCAACAAGGAGGACGAGGACGACGAUGACGAAGACGCCGACGAGAGGCUCGACGACAGGCUGGACCCCAGAUAUCACGACCCGGAACGCCAAAAAGCUUUCAACAUGUUCGUCAGGCUGUUCGUCGACGAGAACCUGGACCGCAUCGUGCCCAUCUCGAAGCAACCCAAGGAGAAGAUACAGGCGAUAAUCGACAGUUGCACCAGGCAGUUCCCAGAGUUCGCAGAGAGAGCUAGGAAGAGGAUCAGAACGUACCUGAAGAGCUGUCGAAGGAACAAGCGUGGCAGGGAGGGCGCACCCUGGGAUGCCGCGAGGCCCACUCCGGCACACUUGACCUCCGUGCAAGCCGAACAGAUUUUGGCAACGGCCUGCGAAAAUGAAAGCGACAACGCGAAACGCAUGAAACUCGGUAAGGAGCCUAUCUCGCAGCCCAUGCCAACUCUUCCGGCCGCCACGCAAACGGAUGUCCGGUCAAGUUUGGAGCAUUUCUCGAGUACGCCGGUGAAAUCACUUCCGGGUAAGAGGGAGGACACACCGCCGGCAUCGCUAACGUCUUUGGCGCCGUUAACCAGUUUGGCGAACUUGCCGAGCAGCACCCUCUCUUCUACGCCCUUGUCCCUCACGCCAGCGUCGAAGCUGCUCACGCCGGCCGACAGCAAGGGUCUCAUGAGCCAAGCGACGAUAGUCAGCUCGUCGACGGUAAACGGCGUCGCCAGCGGCGGUGCACCGACGGCGAUGUACAGACCGAACUUCAGCCAGGCGUUCCAGCGUGCCGGACCCACUACGGUCCCACCGACACUCUCCGCGGGACUCUAUCCGACUCAGAGCUUCACUUCCGGACUACUGAGCAACGGUACACAAAGGCCGACGGACCUGAGCAUGAAGAAUACGAAGCCGCUGUUGAGUCACAAGCUAAACGCGACGGAAAUGACGGCCGUCAAGCAACUGAUCACCGGAUAUCGAGAGUCCGCGGCAUUUUUACUGAGGUCGGCCGACGAGCUCGAGCAAUUGUUGCUUCAGCAACCAUAGAGUUACGUUUACUUAGCCGGUGGCCAGCUCGGCCUGUAAGUCUUUUCAAGUAGCAACCGAGGAGGAGCCGCACGAACGGGUGAAUCCUCGAAGAAGCCGGAGACUUGAACGCCGGCACGCAAACGGAAUUAUUACCGGCCGUUAAUGAAGGGUCACCGUCGUCCUUAACCGGAAACGAGAUGGAUGCUUUAAACCCAACGAAACUUAACCCGACGGACGCGAAACGUUGAUCGAACUGCGAGCCUCUCGCUCAGACUGGCGGCUCUCCAAUUAAACAGAGGAUGAGGACCGGCUGGAUUUCGCCCGAGUUCUAGGCGUGGGGAUCACCGGAGGACGCCGAGGGGUCCUUCGGGCUAGGUUUAAGGGAAUUAUUCAAACAGGGUGUACAUAGAGAGGAUUUACAGAUAUUUACUUAACUAUCGAUAAGCUUAAGCUUAAGAGAUUACGAGACAGUGCGUGCUGCGUGCGUGCGAGGGUGCCUGCGAGAUCCGACGUGAUUGAUCGUUGCUCGAACGCAUAAAAACUGUGAGACGUCGCGGUUUCUUAAAGCGCUCCGAUGAACAAUCCAGAGAUCUGUUGAAGCAGUAUUUAAAAGAAGCAGUACAGUUAACGAACGACAGUAUAAUAAACGAGAUUCACCGACAGAUCGACAGAUCUUCAUCGUCUGUGACAACGGAGUCAGAAACCACGUCGAAACAGUUUUUAUACCGUUCAGGCGAGUUUUACUAGCCACAUGACCGUUUUUCUCGAUCAGAGCACGCUCCAACUAUGCGUACGGAACGUCACAGCCGUUUUCCCGACCGGCACGGGUCGCUGUUGUUAUGUACAUACGGCUGAUCGUGAAAGUAUCCCGAAAGGGGAUCCGAGUCUCGGCACUUGGUGCGAGUCGGUCGAAAGUUUCAGUCACCGUUGUACAUAGAGGGAUCGUGUAUAUACGUAGCUCGAAGGACAAGAUGGAGUUUUCCUCGGAAACGAUCAGUCGAUCGAUAAUAGUCGUACGUACGAAUCGUGCACUGGUUGAGAGUAUAGUACUUGAAUUGUGCAGAUUUGCUCGGGGAUUCAGCGAAUGCCGACUUCGAGACUUGGUUUCUCAACUUUCCAAUCAUUUCACGUCUGUCAAAGAUUCAGGAACGAUGAAUCAAUCAACGUUUCAAGUUGUUCCGAGUCCGCGGGAAAAUCUAUGACGAAAGAGGACAAGUUUUGCAAUCGUUAAUCUCUGUUGAGAGAUAAUCCUCGGCCAAGGCUGCAUGUUAUUAAUCGGGACCAUCUUGUCACGAUCGGACAAUACGUUGAAAUCGUAUUUGUGGUCUCCGGACGCAUCACUGUGUGUUACCAAAGAACACUGAUUUAUUA